Messenger RNA from Cinara cedri, 2435 nucleotides. Lineage: Eukaryota; Metazoa; Arthropoda; Insecta; Hemiptera; Aphididae. The record is from the annotation of a GenBank genome assembly.
AUGACCGAUAACUCGAGUGCCAACGAACGUUUUGUUGUAAGUGACAUAUCGUGACGUCUAUUUAAUUAUAAGUAAUGUGCUAAUCAAAAAUCUCGAGUAACGCACGGUUAUAACACGAAGUGAUCUAUCGAAUUUUCAGGAGUUGUCCUGGAACGAAUCGGAAAAAAGCACAGUUCUGAGUUCGUUCUAUUGGGGCUACUUAAUCACUCAAGUAUACGCUGGACAAAUGGCACAUAUAUAUGGAGGCAAAUACUUUUUAGCCGGCGCUGUAGGAAUAAGUGGUGUUUUAACAAUAAUCACUCCGUGGUCGGCAAUACACGGUGAUGUACCAGUAAUGUGCGCCAAUCGUAUGAGCCAAGGAAUGGCACAAGUAAGAUUAGUUUAGAAUAAUAAGGUAUUGUAAAUUUGAAGGUCAUUAUAUUUGUUGAAUAUAUAAUGUAGAAAAAAAAUGAAAUCACUACGAAAAAUACGUUUUAACAUUAUUCCUUACAGUUUUUCCCCAAUUUAAAAACUUUAAAAAAUGAUUUUUUACUUAGAAAUUGAUUAGAAAUCCGGAUUAUCAUUUAAUUAAAUGCUCAUAAUUUAAGUAUUUAUCAAUUAAAAUUUCUCUAAUGGACUUAUACGAUAUAAUAGAAAGCUAUGCAAUUUCAAUUUUUUUAAUUCAGCCAUGAUUGAAAUUUUACUACAAGCAAUUAUUGCAUACAUAAAUCAUUUUUCCAAUUUAAUUCAAUAAAAUCGCUUAAAAAAAGCAUGAAGUGUUCACAUAAGCCGUAUAAUAUUAUUUUAGGUAUUUUUAUUUUAUAGAAUCAAUACUAAUCAAUACUAAUUCCUAGGUAGGAAUAUAGGUAGACUAUAUUUCCAUACUUUUUUAUUACCAUAUAGCUUUUACAUUGAGGUACGCACAAUGUACACAAAAACUGCUCAAUAAAUUUGUCAAAUUUAUCUAGAUGUUAAAUUUGAAUUAUUUUUUUAUUUCGUGAAUUUUAUUAUUUAAUAAUAAUUAUAAUAAUAAUAAUAAUGACAAAUAAUGUUACGAUACAAUAUUAAAAUACCAAAAACGUUUUUUUUAGGGUUUUAUAUAUCCUGCGAUAAACGUUUUACUUUCGAAAUGGGUACCGAAAUCUGAAAAAAGCCGUUUGAUUUCAUUUGUGUUUAGCGGCCAAAUAUUCGGUGCGUUGACUAUGUUUCCCAUGGCAGGACAUUUGGCAGGUAGCGCAGGAGGGUGGCCGGCUAUAUUUUAUGUAGGCGGCGUUUUAGCACUAGUUUGGGCACUUAUAUGGUCUUUAAUUGGAGCCAACAGCCCAAGAGAACACGAAAGUAUAAGUGAGGCAGAAAGGGAAUUCAUUAUUAGCUCGUUGAAUAAUACAACAUCGAAAAAGGUAAAUAAAUAAUACCUUGAAAAACGUAGUUAACUAUUUAAUGUUUUUUUUUUUUUUUUUUUGCAGCCUUUGAAGAUUCCGUGGGAAAUGAUAAUAAAGUCAACGCCUUUGUGGACGCUUAUUAUUGUACAUAUGGCGCAAAACUGGGGCUUCUGGAUAUUACAAACGAACAUUCCUAUUUAUAUGAAUUAUGUACUCAACUUUAAUGUUGAACCGGUAACAAUUCACAACAAAUAAAUAAUGAUGCUCAUAUUAUAAAGUUAUUAAUUUAAUAUUAAUCGACACUUAUUUAGACCGGUUUUUUAACCAUAAUGCCAUAUUUGGUCGCGUGGAUCUCAAUUAUUAUAUUUUCCUGGAUCAGUGACUACAUCAACAGUCACAGUUUUAUGUCAAACACGAAUCAGAGGAAAAUGUGGAAUAGUAUAGCUCAUUGGAGUGGAGCUUUAGUACUGAUAUCAUUAUGUUUUAACACAUCGGCAACAGGAGCAAUGAUUUUGUUGACUAUUGCUCUAAGCCUAAACGGUGGUAUCAUUACUGGUUUUAUGGCCAACCAUAUGGAUUUGGCUCCUAAUUUUGCGGGCAUAUUAAUGGGUAUUACUAACAGUUUAGCCAAUAUAACGACUAUAUUGGGACCAUUGAUAGUUGGAUUGAUAAUAAGAGACAAUGUACGUUUCGUUAUUUUCAAUAAAAUUAAAAUAUGAAUGCAUAUAAAUUAUUUUUCAUUCUAGAAUAACAGUGAUCAAUGGGCUGUUGUGUUUUUAAUCUCAGCUGGAAUCUUCUUCACAGGAAACUUAAUUUACAUUUUAUUUGGAAGUGCUGAAAUUCAAUCGUGGAAUGAUUCACAAAAAACUAACGAAACACAAACCAGAAACAAUGACGAAAACCCAUAAACUUGUAAAAAGCGUUUUUUUUUUUUUUUCAAUUAUUUUAAUGGAAUCACUGUAAGUUUUUUUAAUUCAAUUAUAACUUGUGUAUUUUACUAUUUUCGAUAAUAUUAUUUAUUUACAAAAUUUGACAAAAUAAGUAAUCUAUAAUUGACUAUGAUCUAAAAUUAAA